Daktulosphaira vitifoliae (grape phylloxera) is the source of this 2111-nucleotide messenger RNA. Its product is annotated as phospholipase A1-like. The record is from RefSeq and is a predicted model, not a curated record. Lineage: Eukaryota; Metazoa; Arthropoda; Insecta; Hemiptera; Phylloxeridae. The transcript has 4 exons. The coding region runs from base 168 to 1499 and encodes 443 amino acids. Gene Ontology annotation, molecular function: lipase activity.
AUUAAUUAAAGUAUAAUAUAUUUUAAACCUACUCAAAAUCACUUUCUACUUAUAAAGAUUUGUGUUUCAUUUUUAUUAUUAAUGAACCUUAAGUUACUUAUUCGUUAAUUUUCAUAACAUAUUAUAAUUUGGUUUUAAUGUUCAUUUUUCAGAUGUAAUCCAAGGAAAUGUGUGUUCAAAUUUUGUUAUGUUUUCUAUUAAUUCAAAUAAUUGAAAUAGCUGACAGUCAAUUUGGAUUAAAAAAAAAAGAAAUAGAUAAUCAAAAAAAUAAAUUACCUAAUACAAUAGAUUCAAAACUAAUACCAGUUUUGUAUGAGUUUGAAUUUAAAAAGCUCGAUUAUAAAUUGGUAAAAAUUCCAAUGUUUAAAGAUAUAAAUAAUUUAAAUAGUACAAUAGAUGAUGGUUUUUUAACUAAUGGAUUUGAGAAAAUUCUUCCUUUUGAAUUAUUAUUAUUUGCUUAUUUACCAGAUAAUCCCGAAAUAUCUGUAGAUGCCCAAUCUGUUAUAUUUGAUAAAAUGAAAAAGGUAAUUUUCUAUACUCAUGGUUUUUGGACUCGACACCUUGAUGAUUCUUUAGCCAUAAAAAAAGCAUUGUUUGAAGGCGCAGACGAUUUUGAUUGUAUAGUACUUGUGGAUUGGAGAGUUGGAUCAUUACAUGAUUUAGAUCUGUUCAAUACGUUUAAAAACUACGAAACAGCUGCAAAUAUUAAUAUUCCAGUUGUUGGUGAAUUCAUAGCUAAUUUUAUUAACCAAAAACUCCCUAGGCAUAUUUACAUUCAUUUAAUAGGACACAGUUUAGGCGCACAGAUAUCUGGGAUUGCAGCUAGAAAAAUUAAAGAAUCAUCUGGAAGAAUCAUUGAUAGAAUAUCAGCUAUUGACCCAGCUGGUCCAAUAUUUGAGUACAGUUCUUUUUUGUUUACCGUAAAUAAUACAAACACUUUAAGGAGCUCUGAUGCCAAAUUUGUUGACGUUAUUCAUGCAAGUACGGUACUGGGGAUGAUAAAUGAAGUUGGACAUCUUGAUACGUACAUUUAUGAAACCGAUUGCAGUAUUUUUAAUCCGUUUUGUACACACCGCAGAGCUGUUCUUUUUUACCAAGCAUCGAUAAACAAAUGUUCGCAACUAACAUGUUCACAUAAAAACUUAUCGUUAAAUGGUCAAUGCAUUAUUGAUACAAAUAGCGAUUUGUCUAGCUUAGGAUAUUUAGCACAUAUGUAUCAAGGAAGAGGUAAACAUAUUGCUCGAUUCUACAAAAGUUUGUGUUUAGCAUACUUGAAUGUAGAAUUACCAGCCAAAAAAAGAAUUUGCCGAGAACCUCCGUCACCUGAUAGCAACUGCAAAUUUCAACCGUAUGAAUCUAAGUGUUAUAAAAAUGAAACAAAAUUAGUGUGUAAAUUAGACAAACAUCAAUAUCUAAUGAAUGAUUAUAAUACAUCCGACACUAAUUCUUUGAAGUUACAAACUGUUACUUGGGUUAUUGAUGACAACAAAGUCUUGUAGACAUUUUAGUAUAUUAAUAACUAUUAAUAGUAUUAUUUUACAAGUUGACAAAAUUAAAAGUUUACUUUUAAUACUCUGUCAAUGGUUGUAAUUUACAUUACAAAUUAUCUGAGACAGUUAUCUAUAAUUUAAACAUGUGAUUAAACAACUUAUCAUAGAAUAUUACUAAACAAAAGGUUUCUUAACUCUAACUGAAAUGAUAUUUUUCAACGAUACGUGAAAAGAUAACAUGUCAUAUCUAAUUGAAGACAUUAUUUUCAAAAAUUAAACAAUUUUCCCUUAUUAACUGUAAAUUGGGAAAAAUCGUAAAAAAAAUACGAUUUGUAAAAUUUUCAACACUUUAUCUGUUAUGUGUAAUCGUAGUUAAAAAAUAUACUAAUUUUGUUUACAUACAUAUUUAACUAGCAGUGGCUUAUUGAGAAAUUUAUAAUGGUGGAGCACAAAAAAUGUUCAAAAAUAAGUUACCAUAAAAUGACUUUUUUUCUGCUCAUAACUUUUGUUAACAUAUUAAACACAUAUUUAAGAUUUUUUUUUUAAAAAUCUGUUAUUUGUUUUGAAUCCAUUUUUAUUAAUAAAAAUAUUUCUUUUUAUAAAGUGUGUAUCUCUAGAUUA